CACAAAUAAAAGGUGGGCUGACUAGACAAAUCUGAAUGGGCAUUUUAAAAAAUUUUCUCCCCUCUCUGCCUUUUCCUUCUUUCCCAUCGAACACUUCCUUCAAAUCCAAACAAAUACACCCUCUCAAAUUUAUAUUCCACUGUUUUUGGCUUCUCAGCUAGUCAUUGCAGCAAAUAUUUACAAUUCCGUCUCAACAAAGCUAAAAACUUGAGUUAUUACGGCUUACCUUCUUGUUUGAAGAAAAUUCAGGACCCAAGUUUGGUGCAAUUUGCCAUGGAGAAUGAAACUUAUCUAACUUGGGAAGUUGGACAAUUGGCUGAAGCAAGGUCUUUUGAGCAAGGUUUUCGUGGUGCGUGGUUUCGGUGCAAGAUUACAGGGGUUUGUGAGACAAAUGGGCGCAUUGAACGUGUCCAUUUAAAAUAUUAUGACUACGUUGAUGAUAAGCCAACAUGGUUGAAGCUAUAUCAGGUGACCUCAAAAAAAUAUAAAGAAUUGAUGCUGCGGCCAUGUUACCCGCCAAUUUAUAAUGCGAAGAAAAGGCUUCAUGCUAGUGCAAUUUCAGAGGUGUCAGUAAUUUUUGAUGGCUCAUGGAAGAUUGAGCUAAAACCACCACCACAUGGCGAAGGUGAAGUUUAUGUGGCUAAACUCAAGGAUGUGCGUCCAUCUUUAGAUUGGUCUCCAGAAUAUGGCUGGACAAUGCCUAAAAAGGAAGGUGAUAGUGGUCGCCCUAGUGCUUGGCUUUUUAAACCUAAAAAACCAGGUGCUGGAGAACCUAAAAACCCGAAUACCCUUAGUUUGGGUGAAGAAACCAAGGUUGUAUCGGAUGAUGAGAUGAAGAGCACCGAAACUAAGGACACCAAUAAUAUAUCUUCACAACCUAAGGCUCCUGAAAAAACAAAAAGGACUAAGAAGAAGAGGGAAGAUUAUGAUGAUGAUAGCAAGACCGAGUCUGGGCAGGCUAAAACUGAGCCCAAGCCAGAUGGUGCUGACAAGGACAAUCUUGAUUCAGGCGAAGAUAAGAAAGGUAAAGGAGAGUUAGUUCUGAAUUCGGCUCAUUUUGAUACUCUAGAAGCUGCAGUUAUGGACUUGGAGGAGUAUUUAAACAAGGUGAAAUGGCUAAAGAUUGUUUUGGAACAAGGGAUUUUGCCUCCGGAUGACAAGAGUCAGUGGCAGUUUGUGGAGCCUCUUGUGGAUAAUGAUGCCACUAAAUGAUUCUGUAGAUAAAGUAGGAUUACGUCUCUGGAAUUUGGUUAAGUGUGUUUGGUUAGUGUAUCGCAUGCAUUUUAAAAUAAGAAAAAAAAAAAAAAUCUCAUUUGCUAUUGUGUUUCGUGUUCAGGGUGUGAGAUGAAUGCGAUUUCUCGUACAUUUUUUGUGGGCUUCUGAACACCUGGUUGAAAUGAGGGGAUGAGUUGGUAAAAUUACUUUGAAAUAUUAGCCUGUAAAUAUAAAGAUAACUAAAUAAUACGCUAUCUUUAACGCUCCGAAUUUGUAUUCUGAUAACUGGAUUUGUGAUUUUCCUUUUCAUUUGCUACACAAAAGAAGAGGCAA
Striga asiatica is the source of this 1548-nucleotide messenger RNA. NCBI's taxonomy places the organism in Eukaryota, Viridiplantae, Streptophyta, Magnoliopsida, Lamiales, Orobanchaceae. The record is from the annotation of a GenBank genome assembly.